AUGGAAUCUAGUUCUGCUAUUAACGUAGGGUCUAGCUCCUUCGAAAAUAACAAAGAAAAAGGGCAUAUCAUCACAGAUGUCGAACAAAAGGAUACAUAUUCAAUUGACAUUGAUACCAAUAUAGGUACGGAUUCUAUCUCACAGGGGAAACAAGAAAGUCGCGGUAGAUUUAGAGAUUUUAUGGAUUCCUUUAAGCCUAUGCCAGAAAUUGUUGUAGAUCCAAAUUGGACAGAUGAACAAAAGCUAGCUUAUAGAACUGCACACUCCCCGUUGAAACAAGAGCUGAAAGGUCGUCAUUUAACUUUCUUAGCUAUUGGGGGUGCUAUUGGUACUGGUCUAUUCAUUGGUAGUGGUACAGCUUUAAGAACUGGUGGUGCAGCUGGUUUGGUCAUCGGUUGGUGUAUUAUGGGUACUAUGAUUUACAGUAUGGUUAUGGCAUUAGGUGAAAUGGCAGUCGUGUUUCCAGUGGCUGGUAGUUUCAACACUUACGCAUCUAGAUUUAUCGAUGAAUCCUUUGGUUUUGCUACGAAUAUCAAUUACAUGUUACAAAAUUUAGUUGUGUUACCUUUAGAAAUUGUCGGUGCUUCUUUAACAGUAAAUUAUUGGGGUACUGCACAUAAAUAUAAUGAUGGGUUUGUUGCAUUAUUCUGGGUGGUUAUCGUUAUUAUAAAUUUCUUCGGUGUCAGAGGUUAUGCGGAAGCUGAAUUUGUUUUCUCAUUUAUUAAGAUUAUUACAGUUCUUGGGUUCAUUAUUCUAGGGAUUGUAUUAGUCUGUGGUGGUGGUCCAGUUGGUGGUUACAUUGGUGGUAAGUAUUGGCAUAAUCCUGGUGCCUUUGUUGGUGAAACAACAGGUCAACAAUUUAAAGGUGUUUGUUCUGUGUUUGUUACAGCCGCAUUUUCUUUUUCAGGUUCUGAAUUAAUUGGGUUAGCCUCUGCAGAAUCUGCAGAACCAAGAAAAUCUGUUCCAACUGCUGCAAAGCAAGUCUUUUGGAGAAUCACUUUAUUCUAUAUUAUUUCGUUAACAUUGAUCGGCUGUUUGAUUCCUCAUAAUGAUUCACGUUUAAUUGGUAGUAGUUCUGACGAUGCCACUGCAUCUCCUUUUGUUAUUGCUUUAGUCACACAUGGUAUUAAAGGUUUACCAAGUGUUGUCAAUGUCGUCAUUUUAAUUGCAGUUUUAUCUGUUGGUAAUUCUGCUAUUUAUAUGUGUUCUAGAACUCUUUCCUCUUUAUCGGAACAAGGUUCAUUACCAAAGAUCUUUGGUUAUAUUGAUCGUAACGGUAGACCAUUAUUCAGUAUUAUCUUUGUAUCUCUAUUUGGUUUAAUUGCCUUUGUUGCAGAUUCUGAUAAAGAAGGUGCUGUUUUCAAUUGGUUAAUGGCAUUAUCAGGUUUAUCCUCUUUAUUUACAUGGGGUGGUAUCUGUAUUUCUCAUAUUCAAUUCAGAAGAGCCUUAACUGCUCAAGGCAGAGGUACCGACGAGUUAGCCUUUGCUUCUCCAAUGGGUAUCGGGGGUUCCAUUUGGGGUUUAUCGAUCAUUAUCCUAGUGUUUAUUGCGCAAUUCUACGUUGCUGUAGCACCUAUUGGAGCUAAACCGAAUGCGUCAGAUUUCUUUCAAGCUUACUUAUCUUUCCCAAUUGUAUUAGUGUUCUAUAUUGGACAUAAGAUUUGGAAAAAAAAUUGGAAAUUAAUUAAAAAUCCAAAGAAUCUUGAUAUUGAUACCGGUAGAAGAGAUACUGAUUUGGAACUUUUGAAGCAAGAAAUUGCUGAAGAAAAGGCAAUCAUUGCUGGUAAGCCAUGGUUUAUGAGAGUAUAUCAUUUCUGGUGUUGA
This is a messenger RNA of Maudiozyma barnettii, 1824 nucleotides long. RefSeq names its product amino acid permease GAP1 (gene GAP1). Gene Ontology annotation, biological process: amino acid transmembrane transport. The transcript has a single exon. Gene Ontology annotation, molecular function: amino acid transmembrane transporter activity. Bases 1 to 1824 code for a protein of 607 amino acids. Gene Ontology annotation, cellular component: membrane. Lineage: Eukaryota; Fungi; Ascomycota; Saccharomycetes; Saccharomycetales; Saccharomycetaceae. The record is from RefSeq and is a predicted model, not a curated record.